GCGGGGUUCUUAGGCUCCGCCCUGACGCGGCCUCGCGGCAGCUCUAGAAAGCCUGUCAGCCAUCACCGGAGCGGCCGGCGUCUCCUCUUGCCCAGCGCAGCCAACUCGGCCCACACGGGGCACUCGGGGUCGCCGCCGCCGCCGCCGCCGUCACCGCCACCGCCACCGCCACCCUGAGUUCUUACUGGAGGUGGAUAUCUUUUUAUAUUGUAAGAAUUAUAAGAGCUCUGAGAGCCUACUUUGAUGAUAUAAUGGAUGAACCUUCUCCCUUAGCCAAGCCUUUGGAGCUGAACCAGCACUCUCGAUUCAUAAUUGGCUCUGUAUCUGAAGAUAACUCUGAGGAUGAGAUCAGCAACUUGGUGAAACUGGAUCUGUUGGAGGAGAAAGAAGGAUCUUUGUCACCAGCUUCUGUCAGCUCAGAUACUCUCUCUGAUUUGGGACUCCCAAGCCUACAAGAUGGCUUGGCCUUACACAUGAGGUCCAGUAUGUCUGGCUUACAUCUAGUGAAGCAAGGCCGAGACCGGAAGAAAAUAGACUCCCAGAGAGAUUUCACUGUUGCUUCUCCAGCAGAGUUUGUUACUCGUUUUGGGGGAAAUAAAGUGAUUGAGAAGGUUCUCAUUGCCAACAAUGGCAUUGCUGCAGUCAAAUGUAUGAGAUCCAUCCGUAGGUGGUCUUAUGAGAUGUUUCGAAAUGAACGUGCAAUACGUUUUGUUGUCAUGGUGACACCUGAAGAUCUUAAAGCAAAUGCAGAGUACAUUAAGAUGGCAGAUCAUUAUGUACCAGUGCCUGGAGGACCAAACAACAACAACUAUGCAAAUGUGGAAUUAAUUCUUGACAUUGCCAAAAGGAUUCCAGUGCAAGCAGUGUGGGCUGGAUGGGGCCAUGCCUCUGAAAACCCCAAGCUUCCAGAGCUCCUCUUAAAGAAUGGCAUUGCCUUUAUGGGACCUCCAAGCCAAGCCAUGUGGGCUCUGGGGGAUAAGAUCGCCUCUUCCAUAGUGGCUCAAACUGCAGGUAUCCCAACUCUUCCCUGGAGCGGCAGUGGUCUUCAGGUGGACUGGCGAGAGAAUGAUUUUUCAAAGCGCAUUUUGAAUGUUCCCCAGGAUCUGUAUGAAAAAGGUUAUGUGAAGGAUGUAGAUGCUGGGUUGCAGGCAGCUGAGGAAGUUGGUUAUCCAGUUAUGAUCAAGGCCUCAGAAGGAGGAGGAGGGAAGGGAAUCAGAAAGGUUAACCAUGCUGAUGAUUUCCCUAACCUCUUCAGACAGGUUCAGGCUGAGGUCCCUGGCUCCCCUAUCUUUGUGAUGAGACUAGCUAAACAGUCUCGUCACUUGGAGGUGCAGAUCUUAGCAGAUCAGUAUGGAAAUGCAAUUUCAUUGUUUGGUCGUGAUUGCUCUGUGCAGAGAAGACACCAGAAGAUCAUAGAAGAAGCUCCUGCCACCAUUGCAACUCCAGUGGUAUUUGAGCAUAUGGAACAGUGUGCUGUGAAGCUUGCCAAGAUGGUAGGUUAUGUCAGUGCUGGGACUGUGGAGUACCUCUACAGCCAGGAUGGCAGCUUCUACUUCUUGGAGCUGAAUCCGCGGCUGCAGGUGGAGCACCCUUGUACAGAGAUGGUGGCCGAUGUCAACCUUCCAGCGGCACAACUCCAGAUUGCCAUGGGUAUUCCUCUGUACAGAAUUAAGGAUAUCCGAAUGAUGUACGGGGUCUCCCCCUGGGGAGAUGUCCCCAUUGAUUUCGAAAACUCUGCUCAUGUUCCCUGCCCCAGAGGCCACGUCAUCGCUGCUCGGAUCACUAGUGAGAAUCCUGAUGAGGGUUUUAAGCCCAGUUCAGGAACAGUCCAGGAACUCAACUUCCGCAGUAAUAAAAAUGUCUGGGGCUAUUUCAGUGUUGCUGCUGCAGGUGGACUUCAUGAGUUUGCAGAUUCUCAGUUUGGUCACUGCUUCUCUUGGGGAGAAAAUCGAGAGGAAGCCAUUUCAAAUAUGGUGGUGGCUUUGAAGGAGCUCUCUAUUCGGGGAGACUUUCGUACUACUGUCGAGUACCUGAUCAAGCUACUGGAGACAGAGAGCUUCCAGCAGAACCGCAUAGAUACUGGCUGGCUAGAUAGGCUGAUUGCUGAGAAAGUCCAGGCAGAGCGUCCUGAUACUAUGUUGGGGGUUGUAUGUGGGGCUCUCCAUGUGGCAGAUGUGAGCCUUCGGAAUAGUGUCUCCAAUUUCCUGCACUCUUUAGAAAGGGGUCAAGUCCUUCCUGCUCACACACUUCUGAACACAGUUGAUGUUGAACUUAUCUAUGAAGGGGCCAAAUAUGUGCUGAAGGUGACUCGGCAGUCUCCUAACUCCUAUGUGGUGAUUAUGAAUGGCUCUUGUGUGGAGGUGGAUGUGCAUCGUCUAAGUGAUGGAGGAUUACUUUUGUCCUAUGAUGGUAGCAGCUAUACCACAUACAUGAAGGAAGAAGUGGAUCGAUACCGUAUCACAAUUGGCAACAAGACCUGUGUAUUUGAGAAGGAGAAUGACCCAUCUGUACUACGUUCACCUUCUGCUGGAAAGUUAAUCCAGUACAUUGUGGAGGAUGGAGGCCAUGUGUUUGCUGGCCAGUGCUAUGCUGAGAUUGAGGUGAUGAAGAUGGUGAUGACUUUAGUAUCAGUUGAAUCUGGUUGUAUCCACUAUGUCAAGCGACCUGGAGCAGCCCUUGACCCUGGCUGUGUGCUUGCCAAACUGCAGCUGGAUAACCCCAGCAAGGUUCAACAGGCUGAGCUACAUAUGGGAAGUUUGCCAAGGAUCCAGAGUACAGCACUCAGAGGUGAAAAGCUUCAUCGGGUUUUCCAUUAUGUCCUGGAUAACCUGGUCAACGUAAUGAAUGGAUACUGCCUCCCAGACCCUUUCUUUAGCAGUAAGGUAAAAGAUUGGGUGGAGAGAUUGAUGAAAACCCUCAGAGACCCCUCCCUUCCUCUCCUAGAAUUGCAGGACAUUAUGACCAGUGUUUCUGGCCGGAUACCCCCUAAUGUAGAGAAGUCCAUCAAGAAGGAAAUGGCCCAGUAUGCCAGCAAUAUCACAUCUGUCCUUUGCCAGUUUCCCAGCCAGCAGAUCGCCAACAUCUUAGACAGUCACGCAGCUACAUUGAACCGGAAGUCUGAACGUGAAGUCUUCUUCAUGAACACUCAGAGUAUUGUGCAGCUGGUGCAAAGAUACCGAAGUGGCAUUAGAGGACACAUGAAGGCUGUGGUGAUGGAUUUGCUCCGACAGUACCUGCGGGUAGAGACUCAGUUCCAGAAUGGUCACUACGAUAAGUGUGUCUUUGCUCUUCGGGAAGAGAAUAAAAGUGAUAUGAAUACUGUGCUGAACUAUAUCUUCUCCCAUGCUCAGGUCACCAAGAAGAACCUUCUGGUCACUAUGCUUAUUGAUCAAUUAUGUGGCCGGGAUCCCACCCUCACUGAUGAGCUGCUGAACAUCCUUACAGAGCUGACUCAGCUCAGCAAAACCACCAAUGCUAAAGUGGCACUUAGAGCCCGGCAGGUUCUUAUUGCCUCCCAUUUGCCAUCCUAUGAACUUCGCCAUAACCAAGUAGAGUCUAUUUUCCUAUCAGCUAUUGAUAUGUAUGGACAUCAGUUUUGCAUUGAGAACCUUCAGAAACUUAUCUUGUCUGAAACAUCCAUUUUUGAUGUCCUCCCAAACUUCUUCUACCAUAGCAACCAAGUGGUGAGAAUGGCAGCUCUCGAGGUUUAUGUGCGAAGGGCUUACAUUGCCUAUGAACUCAACAGUGUUCAGCAUCGACAAUUGAAGGACAAUACCUGUGUGGUAGAGUUCCAGUUCAUGCUGCCCACGUCUCACCCAAACAGGUAAGCUUGAAUUUACAUGUAAUCCACAAACCACAGGGGGUUGAUAUAGGGGACAGGUGAAGAGUGUGGUUAGACGGCACUGAUCCACCUGUGCUCCUUUAGGAAAGAAGCAUAGGACAGAAAAGUAACACAUUUGAGCAGCUGAGGAACCAAUGAACCUUUUUUCUCUAAGCUUUGAUCCAGAGAGAGGUGAAAUAUGAUCUAAUUAAGAUAGAAGUUUGGUCUUGCUUUAUUCUUAAUCUAUUGUUGCUGUGCUCUCCCAAUUUUCUGGAGAUAAAAAGCUGUCUAACAUUUUGUUUUCAGGAACUGUACAAGGAGAUCACCUCUUUAACUUUGAGCUGCAUCUGCAAUAUAACCAGUAUUUUGGUGAAUUAUAUUCCUGCUCUUUGUUUAAAGUUGAGAUUGAUGUAGUAGCAUAAUACCUCUCUAAAAUCCAAGACCAUGAUUAUGACUAUUUAUGUUUCAUUUUGGAGAUCAGCUCUAUGAAAAUUUACAAGCCAGGCCAAACUUCUUAAAUUUAGGAAAAGUUUGUAAUCAGAACUCACUGCUUAGCUCUUCCUUUAGGAAAUCAUUAAAAAUAUACUUUUAGGGUAAUACUCCCUAACCAGUUUCUCUUUGCUUUAAAAUCAUAAUUAAUCCUCAUUCUUUUUAGCAAUUUCCUAGCAGCAAAGGUAAAAUAAUUAUACCUAAAAAAAGCCCCUUCUGUGUUUCAUCAUCUAUUAUGUACAAUCUUUAUGUUGCCUUUGUAAUUUCUUCUACUUUAUGGCCUUUAGUUCUUCCCUUGGUAUGGCAGGGUCUCUUAUCUUUGCAGUCCCUAGCUGAAGGCAUCUGAAAUGGUUUUGUUCUAAAUUGCCACUUCACCCAGAGCAAUUGAGCCUCUUCUGGGAGACAAAGACAUCUGUGUUGAGCCUUCAUGGCCACUGGAUGCCACUGUUGCUCCAGCCCCGGGCAGAAAGGGAGCACAAGAGACUUUAGCAAAGCACAGCUUCCCUUCUUUGUCUCCAUUACUUCUUUGCUUCAGAAUUACCUUAUUUCUAGGAGAGAAAGGCAUACAUCCCUGAUUUAGCCAGCAUCUCUUGGUACAUUUUUGCCUCUAUGGAUUUCAGAAUCUCAUUUUCUAGAAACGAAUGGUUGUCCUUCAGCAAGGGGCAGAGUCCUCAUAGCAUGUAGGGGCUCUGCUUUCUGUUUCCUGCAUUCCUUGAAUAAUUGGAUAGUGCUGCCUGCUAUACUUAAUGUUCUUUUAUAAUUCUCAAUACAUUCAAUUUUUCUUCUUGGCCUCCACUCCAGCUUCUCCUGUUGAGUAGUGAUUUGUGGUCAGAUAUUCCCAUGGUUCCAGGGUCGCCUCUGAUUUCCUACCUCCAUCUGUCCCCAUACCUUUUUCUGAGUUACUCUCCCUGUUCUAACCUUUUAUUUAAGGUGUAUGGCUAAGACAGACCAAUUGAAAAAUGAGAUAUUCUGCUUCAUUUCAGCAUUGAACCACUGUAUUCAGGAUUCUUUCAUUUCCUAGCCAUAUGCUUCUAGCGCAUUGCAGCUAGGUUUGGUUCUUGAGUUAGUCUAGAUAUGGCUUUGGAACUGAAAAUAAUCCUUGCCAAUCCUGAACAGCAUACAUUCAACGUAGUUUAUUAACAUAAUCUGUGCCUUCUUGCUUCUAAUGCAUGCACACACACAUAUGAACAUGUAUUUAAAUUGUAAUUGCGUAAUUUGUUAUAACAUCUGAAAUGAUGGCCCAGGAAUAGAGUGAUAGAAUUGUUUAAAACUUUGAAACUGGAAAAUUUUUUCUUUUUUCUUUUUUUGGUUGGGGAGUGUAUAUGCCAUAUUUUGCUAGUAAAAUGUUCAGCAUAUUAAAUUUGAUUUUGAAAGUAUAGUUUGGUCAGACCACCAUUAUAAAUUUUCUGAUUUAAUUUUAAAUUAAAAAAAAUUUUUAAACAAAUUCUUUAGAAAUGGACCUUUAAAAUUCAGUAACCAUUUAUUAUGUGUUUAUAUGUAUGAACACUGCUAUCCUGCUUUUUAUAUGUGGCUCACUUUUAAGAAAUCUACAAUUUUUUUUUUACUUGUUCAUAAGCUAAGUUCCACCAAAAAAAAAAAACCAAACACUUAAACCUUUAGACUCACACAUAUCUUUUCUAAGCCUUUGAAAGAGCAAAGAAGAGCAAUCAGAAUUUUGUUUUUGAUUUCCACAGAAAUAAAUGGUUGUUGUUAACAAUGCCUCCUCCAUUCCCAGUCCUCUGAGUUCUACCCAGGAGGACAGGAACAUGUUUACCCACCUCUAUGAACAAUCAACUUGACAAUGAAAGAGCUACUAAUUUCUUCCUUCUUUUUGUAAAAAUUCCAGUGCCACCUGGAGGCAGAACUGCAGAUUGUUCUAAGUUAGAAAGUUGAAUUGUACUGGUUAUUCUUGGUAUAUAAGAGUUGAACUAUGCUGAGGCCAGUUAGUUGUUACAUAGUUUUUAGAAAUUAUUUUGUGGGAGUGGAGGGCAUAUGAGGAUAUAUGAAUGCAUUUAACUUACUCUUUUUUAAAAGAAGCACAAAAAUUUUUCAGUUUGUAAAGAAAAAAAAGCCAAAAAAUUGAUUUCUCAAGAUUACCAAAUAAACAAAAACCAAGCAUACAGAUUCCCUCUAUCAUCUUGUUUUUCUGAGCCUGUAAUGCCUAGCCAGAAAUGCAUUCAGAGCAGUCAGAAACAUUGCCAGCAGGACCUUGUAAGUUGAGUAUGUUUUUGUUUUAAGUUAUACUAUCAUAGAAAAAUUAUAGUUUCCCUCCUCUUCAUAGUAUCACCUGAAGAAAUUCUCUUCUCCCCUUAAUAUAUUAGUUUGAAAGAGGAAAAAAAAUUCAUGCCUGGUAAUUAGAACUUCUCUGGGUUAGACUGAAAUAUGGCCUUCAGCUUACAAAUUACCAGUAACUUGGUAAUGCAUGUAGGUGCUAUGGGAAUGUAUUGUGGAUGCUGUUUGCAUUGAAGGUCUAGGUCCCCAUAGAGCCUUUCCUGGUCUUCAUUGGAAUAGAUAUAAGUUAGGAUAGUGUUAGAGUGUGGACCCACCUACUAAGAACAUUCUUGAGGAAUCAUGUUGGAAGCUUUACUUUGCUUAUAUUUUCUGUUUUAGUUUGCUGUACUUUCUUCUGCCUGCAUUAACUCUUUUCUAUAGCAUUUUUUUUUUUUGCCAAUCAGCAUCUGUUCUAAUCUCUGCUAGGUUUUUCACUCCUCAUUACAAAAUUGAAUGCUUUAUUUUCAACUCUGAGGCUCAUUUGCCAUUGGAACUAGGGUUCAAAGCCUUAUUCAAGUCAGAUUUUGGCCUUGUUAUAACCAUUUCUUCUUCAGUUGUCUUUACUUCAGGUUCUUAAAUGUUCCAAGUUACAGCUAAAGGGUGCCUUUGCAUAAAGAUUUCUGUGUCUCUUUUCCCAUUGUAAGAGAUAUAUUCUGCUUCGUGGUCUGAUCUCAAGGUCUAGCUGGCUUUGGUAUUUUUUUUAAGUUGUUUUUUUCCCCCCUAGUAUGAUCUGUGGUCCUAGUUAGUAUUUGGCACUUGUGAGGACACAGAAUGAGAUUCUUCAGUCAUUUUGCCAUCUAUAUAUCCCCUUUUUUGGUGCAUACUUUACUAGAGCAGCUGCUCUACACGAAGAGAGCAUUUUGCUAUUGCCCAGUCUUCCAAGACCUAAUUCGUCUUGUCUAAGAUUCCAUCAGCCCAGCUCUUUAGUGAGUUCAGCCAGUAUUUUACAUUGAUUAAUCCCAGAGCUUGGUCUGUUCCCUCCACCAUUUCUUGAUGAUGAGUGUUAGGAAUUGAUUCUUCCUUUCUUCUUCUUGUGAUUUAGGAUAGAGAGAGAGGAAGAGGGAAAGGGAGGAGUGUGUGUGUGCGCGUGCGCGCCUGCGCGCGUGUGUGCGUGUGUGUGUAUGUGUUAGCACCCAAACGAUUGUUGUUACACACCAGUUUUGGUGAUGUAGCAACUUUGUACACAAAAGGUUGGUUUGGGAUGUCUUCAUUUUCCCCAAUUGACUCUUGAAACUCAGGUAUAUCCUUAGCUUUGCAUAUAUUUGUUGUCUUAAAAUACCCUGGAAAAUUAAUAAUUUAUCAAUAGGUUGUAUUUUCUCCAAUAUACAUAUUUGUAGCUCUUUUUAGGUGAGUGUAAGUGUAAAGUGAUUUUUUACAUACAUUUACUAUUGAUAUGCACUCAUUAUUGUGUGAAGUACAUUGUAAAGACUUGCAUUGUUAAGUGUCAAAGGCCAAAAUGCCCUUACAGUGAACAAUGCCAAACAUCUUGCUUUGUUAUUUAUGUGUAUUUUUGCCUCUUAAUCUGUGUCAAAGAGGAAGCUUCACAGCUGACACCAUAGAUUUAUUCCACCGUGUUUGUAUGUUUAUUUCUUUGUGGAGAAGCCCUGAGUGUUGAUUUUCUAUCUUAUGCUUUUGUAAGUAGAAAUUCAUGAUCUAGUUAAGUAGAUUUUGAGGUGCACCUUUUCAGCUCUCUGUUGUCUUCUGAUUCAGACACUUUCCUCACCUUUUUCCUGCAGAAGUGGUUGGCUAUCCCCCUGCUGCUGGCACAUACCAGAGGUCAGGCUUUUGGGUGCUAAAUUUACUUAAUUUCUCAGCUAUUUGUUAAUGGCCUCUGAAACCUCCUUCAUAUCCAUGGGGAAGGUUAGAAACCAAACCCCUUUGGUGUGAGUUAACAUCAGGUAGAUCACUAUCAUUUUAGAGAGAUUAUAUAAUUUUUGAUUUCUUGGAGGCUCUUCACUUCUUUAGAUCGUGUUAGGAGACUUUAUGUCCAAUUAACUUGUAGUUUUUCAUAAUAAUGGGUUGCAUUACUUGUAGGCUGAAAGGGCUGAACAUAAAUGCGUCCUGCAGUGCUUGACUCUUCCAUGCACAGUAGUCUGUUGAUGAGAUGCAGGCAUCCGGCAUAAGGGAAACUUCUCAGCAGGUUUAAGUGCUUACCCAAGUGCCCUUUGGGAUCAGUUGCUCAACUUCUGGUUUCUGGUUUGUUAUUUUGGCACCCUAGCUUACAAAACUAGAGAGUUUGGUAUAGAACUUUGGCAUAUCAUCAGGUAGCUCAAGGUUCCUCCUUGUUGAGGAAGGCUAGCUCAUUUUAGGAGGGAAGGAAGAAGCAGAAUCCAGGGCACUUGUAAAUCCCUGUAGUUUCAUGCUGUGGAUUUUUGGCUAAUUAGACAGCAGGCAACAGUAAUAUGUUGUAGCUCUGUUGGCUUGUCUGCUUCAGAAAAGACAGGAUCUUCCAGUGUAGCAAAGAUGGAUUCUAAGAGAGACAGAAAGACCAAUGAUGAUUUCCUUCCAAACUGUAGCUUAGCAAUGGAUUCAGGGCAUCUGAGCUGUAAGAGUAUAAAGAGAAAAAAAACCCAAUAGGAAUACGUUGUCUAAAUUGGUUUUAUAUAGUACCUUGUUGGAAUUUUCCAUCAGACAUGUAGGAACACAAGAAGAACAUCACUGAUCACAGCCAAAUUGAUUUUCCUUCAAUACUCCUGUUGGUGGUUAUUCAUUUGAUCACUUCUAAUUCUUCUUUGCUACCUGAUAUCAAAAGACUUGCUUCACCCUAACUCUCAAUCCCAGCUUGAUAUAACUAGAAACUUUUUUAAGGUAGGAAAAAGUUAUAGUAAUAUUUUUAUAUUACAUGACUUAUGUGGGUCCAAAAAGAACUUAGUAAAAUUAAAUUAAGUUAGAAUUGGUGGGAAAAAAACUCAGAAAAGCUAUAAUUCCCUAAAAAGACAGUGUUUCUUAUGUCAAGAAAGUUUAGCCAGCAGAUAGCAUCCCUGAGUUUGUAUUCAUGUUGAAGCAGGAUCGCUUCUCCAACCAUAUGAGGCAGGCAGAUCAAUAAAAUCAAAGACAGAAUUCAAAUAUCUCUGUUGUCUGUCUUUGAGGUCUAUAACAGCAUUUCAUAGCUAUCCUUAGUGAUUGAGAAUCUGGAAAAUUCUACAAUUGCCACAUAAUUUGGGACAUUUUCUUGCCCCAUAUUAGUGCAUAUGAUAAACAAUUCCUAAAACAAGGCAGUUAGGCACACUCUACAUGAGAGAGAGAAUUGCUCCUAAAGACAAUUUUAUAUUUUGUUUUCAUUUUCAUCUCUGCUGUAGUAGAUACUCAGCCUUCAUCCUAAGGAGAUGUAGAAUGAAAAAGCAGUGACAUCCCAAAGUGUGGGUAAGGUCUAAGAGAAGUUACACUUCAAGGGAUCUAAUAAAGGUGGUACAAUUGGAAGAGAUUGCACCAUGAUCAAAACUGCAGAGGUCUGGAUGAAUCAAGCUGGAAGUUAUUUUAGUUGUGGAGUGCUUCUUUUCCUAUUCUGAGUUCUGACUAUGAAACUAUGAAACUACAGGUUAAUCUUCUGCAGACCUUUUUUUGCUUUGUCAAGGGCAGAUUAACCUAUGUUUUCAUUUGCACGCUGGCAUUGCAUCUUUAUCUGGCCAUUCUUCACUGGUAUUUGGUACUGUGUGCUCCCUUUCUCUGGGUCAAGUGCUCAACAACCACUUUUUUUAGGACAAAAAUCAUUCCCAUAGGAAUGAGGCUCCAGGAGAUUGGGCUCAUCACAGAAUUACAGGUUCUUCUUCAGCUACUCAUUCUAUGAAAAGUUACUCUUGCUGUCUUAGGAAUUCAUUUUGUGUUGUACAUUUGAUGCACAGAGCAUUACUAGCCACAAAUCACAUGCAGUUGUAUUGCUUGUGUGCAGUGAUAUGUCACUGGUUUUUAUUUAUAUAUCCAGCUCAAUCUAUGCAUUUCUUUCACUGCCAAAGAACGUGCAUCAUUUUCUUCCCUCUAUCCUCCUACCCACAUAUCAUCAGCACCACCCACUAUGUUCUUUCUGCCCAUUAAGCCCUUUAUGUGCCAGAAAAUCCCAACAGUGAAUUAAGGGCAAAUAGAAUCCUUUGCAUUGUCAUGGGAGAGUGUUAGAGGGAUGAAGUAUCAAUGAGUCAUUCCUGGCCACACCUCAAAAAGGUGGGUGGUAAAUAUCACUUUGUCUUUAGAAUACUGGAGAACAUGACACACUUUAUCCAUUUGACAAGAUAACCAGCAUAAGAUUGUAUUUGGUAUUUACGUAAGUAUCUAAGGUCCUUACGUUUUCAUUUCCACUUCUAGUUCUAAUCUCUUAGUUUUGAUUCUGGCACAUUGUUGAUAAAGAUAUUCUGAUAUUCACCACAUUUGUGUUCAAUGACAUUUUUUUUCCUUAACGUGACUAAGAGCUUAGCUCCUCAUAGUUAAGCCACAGUUAUUGCCCUGGGUCCUUUUACUGAUUAUUCCAUUCUUUUACAAUGUUGUAUAGUUCCCUGUAGUAUUUCUAUAUUCUCCUGGCUUCUUUUAAGGACCUGUAUUCCCACAGUUUUUCUUCACCGCUUUGGGAAGAAGUGUGUUAAUUGGAGGUAGGUAGGUAGAAGAGAUAACUGUGAACCUGAACCUUUCAAUUACUUCCCUUUAAGAAUGGCCUGUUUGCUUGUCACUUGUACCUAGAACAACAGGCAAAAAGAGAGGUAUUUGCCCAGGGCUUCCCUAUUAUUCUAUUCUUUCUAUAAAUCUUAGUAGAAGGGUAUUUUCUAGAGGCAUUGUUCAUCUAUUUUGCAAGUACUCAUAAUCAUCGUGCCUAAGAGUUUUUGUUAUGGCCCUAACAUAGUUUAAAUGAGUUUGCUAUAGUCCUAUGUUUUACCACAAUAUGGUAUUAUUCUUGGUAACAGAACUUUAGGGAAAAAAUACAUUCCAUGUAAUCCUCUAUACCAACAGCUGCUGUGGUGAGCUAGGUCAGGAGGCGUGGCUCUUUUGAGGCACUCCAGAGGUUAUGGGGUAAUGAUUACUUAAUUAAGUCUGAUGAAUACCAGAGCUGCCAAACAGGAGCUCUUUGCUACUGGUCUGUAUCUACUAUGACAAUUCUUUUAUUAUAGCUUUCACUAACCUAUCAGUAACUAACUGUGGUUGUUUAA
This is a messenger RNA of Monodelphis domestica (gray short-tailed opossum), 11709 nucleotides long. Lineage: Eukaryota; Metazoa; Chordata; Mammalia; Didelphimorphia; Didelphidae. The record is from RefSeq and is a predicted model, not a curated record.